AUGGUGAGGAUCACGAAAGAUCUAUUGAGACGAUUCAACGGGCGUGCAUGUCUCGCGUAUGACGAACUGGAAGUGAGUUUAAUCGAAACGGAAAGUGUGAUUAACGCGAGACCGUUGAACUACAUUGGAGAAGGAGCGGACGAUCCGCUCUCGAUUACUCCGAAUCAGUUUCUCAACAAUCGUCGUUCAACUUGUGCUACGGCGGAGCCAGCAGUCAAUCUAUUGGCUCCCGAUUCAACAAGUGAACUACUCAAGAAAAUGGAUCAGAACAGGCGCGAUUACGUCAGUGACUUGUGCUCGCGGUUCGUCUCCGAUUACCUGAUGCAGCUGGAUAAUUUCCACGCAAAAGGAGCGUCGGGCAGAAAAAUCCGCGUCGGAGAAGUCGUCGUAAUCCACGACAAACUUUCCAAACGGCUCAUGUGGGAGACGGGAGUAGUUAAAGAAUUACUCCCCAGCUGCGACGGCCUAGUCCGAUCCGCAAUAGUUAAAUUCCCAAACGGUGAAUUAUUAACCCGAGCCAUUCAAUGUUUAUAUCCCGUAGAACUGAGAGAAGAUCAACCGGAAGAUAUGGAGAUCGCAGACGGUGCAUUGAAUCCGGAGCCAGCUGAAGCAACUGCUCCGCAAUUUCCAAAUCCACCUGAUCCGGCUCCACUCCCAUUGCUUCCGAUCGAUCCAACUGACGUCGAAGAAGAUGAUCAUGUGGCCAAUGCGGCCGCUACUGACGUCGGCGAGGUCGAGUCCCAAGGCAUGGGCUCUGGUGGGGAGUAUGUUGGAAACGAAAGACGUCCCCAACGGCCGACGACGAGAUCCGGCCGGACAACCAGGAUUCCGUCCCAUUUACAGGAAUACGAUCUUCGGGGCCCCCGAUAG
Molecule: messenger RNA, 870 nt
Organism: Daphnia pulicaria
Lineage: Eukaryota; Metazoa; Arthropoda; Branchiopoda; Diplostraca; Daphniidae
Exons: 1
Coding region: 1-870 (289 amino acids)
Source: RefSeq, a predicted model, not a curated record